GAUAGAUAGAUAGAUAGAUAGAUAGAUAGAUAGAUAGAUAGAUAGAUAGAUAAAUAGAUAGAUAGAUAGAAAGAGGGAGAGAGAGAGAGAGAGAUAGAGAUAGAGAUAGAGAGAGAGAGAUAGAUAGAUAUCGUGAUAGAACGUGAGGAAAGAACGACGAAGUUUAGGGUUGUCGCGAGUGCGCGUGGGUGGGCGAGGCGUGUGCACACGGUGCGAGAGAAGAGGAGAGUGUCGCUAACGAGUAAGAUUCUUUACGAGAAGUUGUUGAAGGACGGUGGAGACGAAACGAGACGGCAACAGCAACGACAACGGCAACGGUAAUAACGACAACUGCGACAACCAUCAUGAGCGACGACAGGAGUGAGGACGAUCCUAUAAUGGAUCUUUGGUAUAGUAAUUGGGAACAACAGUGCGUCGAGGCCCUCGAAGCUGAACCGGAAUAUGAAAAUCAACUGCACAACGUCAAGGAGAUCUAUUCGCAGCAGAUGUGGACGAGCUUCCAGACGACGGCGUCGGCCAUCGCCCAACUCUAUAAAGAUCGUACUCAGGGUGUCUCACUAUGGCUACCCUUCCAGACAGCUGCGGGUACCGUCACGUCAUUGUACAAAGAUUCGGUCGAUAGUAUGCGACGAUGCAGUGAACUAGGGAUAGAAACAGGAAAACAGAAACGUAGCAAAGAAAUAAUGAACUGGGCUAGGAAAAAGAGGCGCAUGAUCCGUAGAGAAGAUCUUUUAGCGUAUCUUGCUGGUAAACCACCUCCACCAAGACCACACUCGCACAGAAGUUCUCCGAAGCCAAGGAUGAUGGUAUGCGGUUCUUCUCCUUCGCAAAGUCCUACGCAAAGUAUGGUAGUGUCACAAACUUCGACACCUGGAAUAGAUUUGGAUCCCGAAUUACACACAUUUAGAGAAGCGAUUGCAUUGUCUGGCUCAUCAGUGUCUAGACGUACCGGAAGGCAAGCAGAAUUAUCCGCUUUUAUAAGCAACGAAUUUGCUCGGCAUCACAAACGACCUGCUUCGCAUGAUGUGGAUAUGGGAUCUCCUACGCACAAACGUUCGCGUUUCAUGUAACGGCGCGCGACGUGUAAAGUAGCCUCACUCCCUUGUUCCCUAUUAAUUAAUCAAUUGAUCAAUUAAUUACUAAUGGUUCAGCUCCCCUACGUGGUUCUCCCAUUUAGGAGUAAUCGUUUCGAUACGACGGCAGUGGUUUACAUUGUCGCGCGAGUACGUUCGUCCGUAUCUCGGUAAUCUUCCAAUAAAGUCACGAUUCUUCUUUAACUCCAAGAUAAUUCUAUAUUUUUGGAGUUAUGGGACAUAGGAAGAUAUUGAAAUUGUGCCGUACCAAAAAGUGAUAUUUAUAUUUAGUUAAGGUCUUGUUUUUUCGAUCUUAUGUUUGAAUCGACU
Messenger RNA from Vespa velutina, 1403 nucleotides. Its product is annotated as telomere attrition and p53 response 1 protein. The transcript is spliced from 5 exons. The coding region runs from base 345 to 1070 and encodes 241 amino acids. NCBI's taxonomy places the organism in Eukaryota, Metazoa, Arthropoda, Insecta, Hymenoptera, Vespidae. The record is from RefSeq and is a predicted model, not a curated record.